AGCUAACUUAAUUAAUUUGCAGAGUAACCAUGAAGCGCGGUGGCUCCUCCUCUCUCCGGCCAUCGGCAGCCAUGGAAAAACGACGGCGAGAUCAUAUGAAGGACCUCUACUCCAAACUUGCAUCUCUCCUCCACCUUCAAUCCUACGAGAGAAUGCCAUUGCUUGCAUUAUUGGAUCAAGCUACGAUAACGUUAAAACAAUGGAAGGAAAGAGUCGAACGAAUGACUGCUAGGAAACAAGAACUACAAAAUGAGCGUAUAUCAGGCGAGUCAAGUCACGAACACAAGCUACAAGUGGUUCAAGUGAGCGAAAUGGAUUCGAGCCUUGAGGUGAACUUGAUCAUUAGUAAGGCGGACAACGUUAGAAAGGUCGAGCUUUUUCGAGUAUUGAGUAUUAUACAACAAUCUGGUGCUGAAAUUGUGAGUUGUAGUUCCUCCUGCUUGGGUCACAACCAGCAUUGCACCAUUCAUGCUCAGGCUUUUCAUACGCGAUUGGGAUUCGACACUUCGCUAAUUGAAUACAGAUUGAAGCAACUGAUCUCUUGAGCAUCACCAUUUUGGAUCUCUAGCUCCAAUUCUUUCCAGACAUUUACUACAACAAAAUCAAGUUUAUUUCAAAAAUAUUCUAAAACACUU
Messenger RNA from Cynara cardunculus var. scolymus (artichoke), 635 nucleotides. RefSeq names its product transcription factor bHLH167-like. Gene Ontology annotation, cellular component: RNA polymerase II transcription regulator complex. Lineage: Eukaryota; Viridiplantae; Streptophyta; Magnoliopsida; Asterales; Asteraceae. Gene Ontology annotation, biological process: regulation of transcription by RNA polymerase II. Bases 30 to 545 code for a protein of 171 amino acids. The record is from RefSeq and is a predicted model, not a curated record. Gene Ontology annotation, molecular function: RNA polymerase II transcription regulatory region sequence-specific DNA binding; DNA-binding transcription factor activity, RNA polymerase II-specific; protein dimerization activity. The transcript is spliced from 3 exons.